AAGGGGAGUGGAAGGCGACGUUUUGGUUUCUUCCCCCUUUUCUCUCUCUCUCUCUCUCUCUUUCUGGUUCCCUCGCUCUCAGUUGGUUGCGGAGCGCGGGGGGGGAAAGGCUUCCGAAACCAAGAGAGAGAAGUUCCUUUUGUGUUCGGGUUUUGUUUUUUCCCCAAGCCCUAUUCGCCCUUCGGGAGCAGCGUGUGCGUGAAGGAGGAGAGCGAGAGAGCCUCGCAUUAACAAAAAAGUCGGGCUACAAUGGCAUCUGGUGUUAAAGUCUCUGACGAAGUUGUCAGCUGUUUCAAUGAUAUGAAAGUGCGAAAAUCAUGCAGCCAGGAAGAGAUGAAGAAGAGGAAGAAGGCAGUCCUGUUUAGAUUGGACAAUGCCAAUGAGAAAAUAGUUGUGCAUGAGGGGAAGGAGAUUCUGGUUGGAGAUGUUCAGAACGGAACAGUUUGCGACCCUCUGCAGGCCUUUAUUGAUAUGCUUCCAAAAGAAGAUUGCUGCUAUGCUCUCUAUGAUGCAUCCUUUGAGACAAAAGAGACCAAGAAGGAAGAGCUGAUCUUCAUCCAUUGGGCUCCUGAUGGAGCAAGUGUUAGUCGGAAGAUGAUCUAUGCCAGUUCCAAGGAUGCAAUCAGGAAAAAAUUCACUGGGGUCAAGCAUGAGUGGCAGGUGACAGCCAUUGAAGAGUUAUUGGACCGCAGUGAACUGGGAUUGAAACUGGGAUCUGGUGUCGUUGCAUUUGAAUCUCAAAGGCUAAUCUAGUGCCAGUACAUUGAGCUUCCAUGUUUUUAAGUCAUGUGCUGUGGGUUUUUUGGCUUGCGGAGUACCUUCCGUUUGUAUAUGUGUCUUUGACUUCCCAUCUGACUUUUACUUAACCUAUUUGUGAUCAGGACCAGUAAUUGACAGGACCUAAAUAGAAAGUUCUGGAGCAAACAAAACAGUGCUGUUCAUCAGGGGCUAGGAGGGUCUGUAGCGAGACUUGAUGGCAAAUUAUUAUUCUUUGUUUUUUCACAUGGCCAAGUCCGGGAUUUGAAGUGGAGCAAGUUGGGGAGGGAAACAUGGGUAUUGAUUUUGUUAAACACCGAUGGCCAAAUUAACUUGUCGCAGCGAUUCCUUGUGGUGUGAUCUGUGGUGUAGUUGGGAGUUCUGACUUCAGUCUGGAUGAAAUAGCGGCUGCCCCCUCAGCUUCAGGAAUGGAGAUGGCUGGAUUGUUUUUAGAUCAUUAAUCAUGCAAGCCUCAUUUCAUACACCUUUGGUGCACACUUGUUUAAAGACUGCACCUCCCUUUUUGAAAAAUUCCAAAUGCCUUUCCCUGAUGGAAAUCAGUAAGUGGGCAGGGGCCUCUGUGAUUUGAUUGGUUCUUCUGCAGUUCAUUCCAUGUGUCAUUCACAUUUUUUUUGCAAGCAUUCCUGAUGUUUUAACAAGAUAUUUCCUGUGCUGAGGGCUGACCUCAAUCUCACUGCAUGUAUCAUGUGACCAAAUUUUCAUUGUGUUGGGGGGGGUUAGGGACUGCCAAUUGAGAAGUGUGAAUCAUUAGUGUAUCUUGCAGAUGGUUAAUCAUUUGGGUAGGAUAAUGGACCUGACAGUUACUAAUGUGGAAGCAGCAUUAUUAACCAUCAAAAUAAACUUAUUAUGGGUA
This is a messenger RNA of Carcharodon carcharias (great white shark), 1630 nucleotides long. RefSeq names its product cofilin-2-like. Lineage: Eukaryota; Metazoa; Chordata; Chondrichthyes; Lamniformes; Lamnidae. Bases 250 to 753 code for a protein of 167 amino acids. The record is from RefSeq and is a predicted model, not a curated record. Gene Ontology annotation, cellular component: cytoplasm; actin cortical patch; actin cytoskeleton. Gene Ontology annotation, molecular function: actin filament binding. Gene Ontology annotation, biological process: actin filament fragmentation; actin filament severing; cell motility. The transcript has 4 exons.